Messenger RNA from Hylaeus anthracinus, 691 nucleotides. RefSeq names its product probable pterin-4-alpha-carbinolamine dehydratase (gene Pcd). The record is from RefSeq and is a predicted model, not a curated record. The transcript has 4 exons. The coding region runs from base 235 to 651 and encodes 138 amino acids. Gene Ontology annotation, molecular function: 4-alpha-hydroxytetrahydrobiopterin dehydratase activity. Lineage: Eukaryota; Metazoa; Arthropoda; Insecta; Hymenoptera; Colletidae. Gene Ontology annotation, biological process: tetrahydrobiopterin biosynthetic process.
UUCUGAUCCUGUACAUUUGUGUUUAGCGUACGAGAGGUUAAUUUUUUCUCCAACGUGUACAGAACAACAGAAACCAUAUUAAUGUAGAUUGUUUAAUCUUAAAGAUAAUAAAUUAAUCAACAAUAUGUAAUAUUAGGAUUGAAAAUGUGUUCGUGAUUUUACAAAAGUUCAAUAGGUGAUGAAAUUUCAUCGCGAACUGUUUUAACGGCAUCAAGGAAAAAGAAAGCAAAAUCCAUGUCGACUCUAACGCGCAUGCGAUUUAUCAAUAGUGGGGGGAUCCUUCGCGAGAAAAUAUUCCAUAUUUUCGACCGUAGACAAAUAUCUACUCCUGCUGUAAAAGGAAAAACGAUGGGUAAAUUGACUCAAGAGGAAAGGGAAAAAGACUUGAAACCAUUAUUGUCAAAUGGUUGGUCAAUUGAGUCAAAUAGGGAUGCCAUUUACAAGGAGUUUUUGUUUAAAAACUUUAAUCAGGCUUUUGGUUUUAUGACAAGAGUGGCUCUGCAAGCAGAAAAAAUGGACCAUCAUCCUGAAUGGUUUAAUGUUUAUAAUAAAGUAAACAUUACUCUCUCUUCUCAUGAUGUAAAUGGUUUAUCAAAAAGAGACAUUAAACUUGCUACAUUUAUAGACAAAACUACCACGGAUGCAAAUUGAAACUUGAAUUAUACAAUAUUGUAUGUCUAUAAAUCUUGGA